Molecule: messenger RNA, 6810 nt
Organism: Elgaria multicarinata webbii
Lineage: Eukaryota; Metazoa; Chordata; Lepidosauria; Squamata; Anguidae
Gene: COBL
Product: cordon-bleu WH2 repeat protein
Exons: 16
Coding region: 63-4292 (1409 amino acids)
Biological process (GO): signal transduction; actin filament network formation; actin filament polymerization
Cellular component (GO): ruffle; dendritic growth cone; actin filament
Molecular function (GO): actin monomer binding
Source: RefSeq, a predicted model, not a curated record
CAGGCAGUUGCAGCUUCAUUCAGCAGCAGCUGAGACAACCACCGCCUGCCUUAAAAUCAUCCAUGGAAACUACUGUGCUUCAGGCCGGGGAUUGUAAACCCCCCAGCGGGCGAAAAAUGAAGGCCCGUGCUCCCCCUCCACCAAACCAACCUCCUAUAGCCUGUAAAAGCAAUAAUGGACACAAUUUAACCACAGACCUUGGAAUGCUGCCUGAUCAGGGUGCGAUAAAUAUGAAGGAAAAUCUGAUUAGCAGAAUGGUGGACGUCACAGUGAUUUUUCCAGAUGGAGAAGAACAGAAUAAUACUGUGCAGGGGAGUAAAGCUGUGAUGGACCUGUUAGUUGACUUGUGCAGCCGGCACCACUUAAAUCCAGCCCACCACACUCUUGAGCUGCAUUCUUUGGGGACUCAACAGCCUUUGAAUUACAAGCCAAAUACUUUGAUAGGGACACUGGAUGUACAAAAGAUACUUCUGAAGGAGAAAGUUCUUGAAGGAAAGACUAAGCGGCCACCACCCAGGAUUCCUGAGAAAACCGUGAGGCUGGUAGUAAAUUACCUCAAGACACAAAAGGCAGUGGUUCGAGUGAGCCCCGAGGUGCCCCUCCAGAGUAUAAUCCCAGCCAUUUGUGAAAAGUGUGAGGUCAGUCAGGAAUACCUUGUCCUCUUGAGAGAUACCUUCAGUGGGGAGGAGUUGGAACUUACAAAAUCAUUGAAUGAACUGGGGAUAAAGGAGCUCUAUGCAUGGGACAGGAAAAGAGUUCUUCCAUCAAAAGCUCAAUCUGAACCUUCUCUGAACUAUAGAGAAACAAGAAAUUCUUCAACAAGCUGCGAUACAACAGAAAAAGAAAAGAAACGAUUUCUGGGAUUUUUCAAGACUAAUAAAAGAAACAGUAAGGCUGAAGAGUACUUGACAACGAGGAUGGAUGAGGUUUGUGGCAGUGAAGAGCCUUUUAAAUCCACAACAGCAAGUGAACAGAGCAUAGAUGGAAUUACAACAACUCUAAAUUCUCCGUCAGUGAAUUCGUGUUCUGUUACGUUGGGUCCAUCUCUGUCUCUUGGGAACAUCUCAGGAAUGACUGGGAGCACUGAAAUAAAAAAGCGGAGAGCACCUCCUCCUCCCAUGGUGAUUCCUCAGCUGCAGAGUGGGGAGCCAAAUGGAGAAGAACAAAUGCUGAGUCAGAUGUCCCAAAGUUCUUUGCAGAAUGAGUUGCAGAAGAAAAAGAGACGUGCCCCUCCUCCACCGACUCCUACAAUGCCAAACAGGACAGAAGAAAUGGAAGACAAAAGGAAAAGCACAGUUGGUAAUGGACGGCAUGUGCCACAAAAGCCUCCUAGAGGCAACACGCGUGGUUCACCCCAGUUAGUGAUUCCCCCACCCCCACCAUACCCUCCUCCUGAUACAGAUACUAUGGACCCAACUGAAUUGUACAGUGAAGCAGAUGUUACAGACCCAACCAAGCUGGUACCUAAACGCAACUUACAGCUUUCACAUGAUAUUCCUAGCAUGGAUGAUGUAGAUCUGUCUGAAAUAGAAGAGACCACUUCUGUUAGCAGCUGCUUUGCAUCAGAGGACACCACUGAAGAUUCAGGUGUUAUGAGUUCCCUUUCUGAUAUUGUAUCAUUGGAUUCUCAAAAUGACAGUAUGAGGUCAAGAGAGAAGUCAAUUGGUGCACAAGAGACGUUGGCUGAAAUGGAUUCCAUGUUUGUUGCAGAGUCUAGUUCUGUAAGGAAUAGUUCCUUCAACAGUGAUGGGUCUGGAAAUAGUCAUCAAAGGGAUGAUGACAAAAUGAUGGAAGCUACGUUUGAGAAUACAGAUGUGUUCAUUGCUGCUCAGCUGCAACAGACCCUGGAUGCAUUGGAUGAAGAUCUAGCAGCGAUGGAAGGUCUACAUGAUGAUUCUGAAAGCAGAUCUGUAUCGAGUGAGAUGAAUGGUGCAUCCAGCCCUCUUCCACAAAAUGAUGAGGCUGUCCAAGGUGUUUCACUUCCUGUGCCAGUGACAAUCAUAGAUGAAGUUCUAGAAGAUGAUAUCACAGUCCACUCUGAUAGAGAGAAAGGAACCCCAUUGUUUUCCAUGACAGAUGAUAACGAAGAUAUUCCAGUCCAUUCCAUCAGUCCAGGGAAGCUGACCAAUGAAAACAGUAAUACUAUAACUUUCAGUAAGGGAUAUGUAGAUGGUGAAUGUCCAUAUUUAUCCAAGAGCUUAUUACAACAGCAGUCACCUAAAGAAGAGUUUGGGCACCAAACUGAAGAAGAGCAGAAAUAUGAGUUUGAGACACACACAUCCUCAUGUGAAAAAAUGCCCAAGAAGGAUGCAGCCCUGGAAAUCAUCUCCAAAAAUGAGGUUGAUUCUGAAGAAUCCAGUGCCAAGGUGAUUGUUUCUAAUGUCAGGCUUAUGAAUGAAGUUAAUGGAACAAAGGAGAAAGUAAGGCCAUUGAAAGAGGUAAAUACCAACGAAGGGUUUCCAAGCAAAUUUAAAACUGAAUUGGAAUUCAGGCAUGCCUCAGCAAAAGCCCGUGAUGAGAAGGAUCAUGCACCUCCACCAUCUCUAUGGUGUCAUCGUGUUCACAAUGGAGUUACAAACUAUGAACCUAAAAUUGGCCUGACAACCUUUAAAGUUGUUCCUCCCAAACCUGAAGCAAAAUAUUUUGACAGAGAUGCAUCCCUCUCCACUGGUGCCAUUAAAAUAGAUGAGUUAGGCAAUCUGGUGACUCCAAAUGUUGGUGGUAUUAGAAAUGUCACAGUAAAUACGACUUCAAGUGAAACAGAAAAAACUGUCAUUGAGAGAGCAAAGGCAUACUGGAGGUCUAGUUCUAUGGAAAAACAAUUGGAGGAGUCCCAGGUAGGCUAUUCUGCUAAGCCAGUGAUCAUCCCCAAUUCCAAACCCCUCAGUAAAAUAUCCCAAACUAAACCUGAAUGCCUUACAAGUCUGAAAGUAGAAACAUCACCACUAGUUGGUUCCAGUGCGGUUGGAAGUAAUGUUGGGACUGAAAAGACAAAGCCACCUGUUCAUGUCGCACAGUCUUUGGUGAAAACACUAACAGCUCCAGUGGUCAACAAAGAUAAGGUGGAGCUCCCAUUUCAGAAGCCCCAAAGAAGAACGUCAAGCCUUUAUGUAGCCUCUGCCAUUGCAAAGUGCAUUGAUCCAUCCCAAUUUAAAACCUACCGAGAAAGGCAUGACAAAGGAGAAGAGAUGAGUAAUGAAAAAGGGGUAAAUGCUGAAACAGAACCACUUCCCCAAAGAUGUACUGUUACGGCCAAAUACUGCACAGUGGAAACACAGCCCACAAAAACAAAGGAAUCUUAUUCAAAUACCUUCAACUGCAGUAAAAAUAUAUCACAUACACUACCACUUGGUGCUCAUUCCAGGCUGACAAAUAACACUGCCAACAUCAGAUCACAGAAUCAAACCAAGCCUACUAAUUGCUCCAGUGAGCCAUUUACCACAUUAUCUUCUAAAGACUGUGGUAUCAUAAGAGGGGACCCCAGUUGCGGUUCAAUACAAAAUAUAAUUGUUAGAGAAAUGCCUUCUGUAUUGAAUCAAAUGAGGGAGCAGGUUGAUCAUACAAGCCCUGCCUUCCUUCUUAGAUCAUCUAAUGCUCACACAUCCCCCAUCACUUUCAGCUCCUCUGUGAAUUCAAGUAGGGGGCGUCCUAUUAACAGUGGCUCAGAAUUAAAUGGAACACUUACGGCUAACCACGUGGUUUCAGAAAAAGAUGAAAAACUUGGCAAUGCACCUAGAAGGAAUGAACCAGAGUCUGAUAUUAAAGAUGACAACCUCUACAAUGUUUUUGGGCCAAAAAAGAAGUUUAAACCAGUCAUCCAGAAACCACUUCCAAAAGACACGUCACUACAUAGUGCUUUAAUGGAAGCCAUUCAGACUGCAGGAGGAAGAGAAAAUUUGCGAAAGAUUUCACCCAGCGCAAUAAAUGGAGGUCAGAAGACGCCAUUGUUUACGGAACCAGAGAAUGAGCGCUCUGCCCUUCUUGCUGCCAUUAGAGGUCAUAAUGGAACCUCAAAGUUGAGAAAAAUCUCCUCAUCUGCUUCUGAAGAGCUGCAGAGUUUCCGAAAUGCAGAAGGAGCCUUGCAAAACAGAGCAACCUCUACAACAGAGCAGCAGUGCAAUCCACCGCCACCUCCUUUGCCACCAACUCCUGCUCAGUUGAGAACGAAAACUCCUAGGUCUUUUGCAAAUAGAGUAACAGACAACCAAGUGGAUGCAAGGCAGGCCCUAAUGGAAGCUAUCCGCUCAGGCAGUGGGGCAGCACGUUUAAGAAAGGUUCCUCUGCUUGUUUGAUCACUAGAUGGCUCCAGUUAUCGUUUCUAAUGUAAUUUCACACACAUCCUUAUUGGUUGGAAUGGACAACCAUAAUGAAAAAUUCCAAGUAGUAUAUAUUUUCCCCUGUGUUUACAGGCCAAUCUAAGUUGUAUUGUCUGUGUGCUCCUCUUUAUUUUUUAAUUGGUUCGCAAGUUGAUACACAGCUUCUGUGCCAAGGAUUUUGGGGUUGCCUACCUCCAAAUAGUUAAACCGUGCCAAGAAAACUAUCCUUACUGGCAGGUUAAUAAGCUUAUGAACACUUUAUAGUUCUGCAUAAAUACUUAAAUGUGUUUAUGGGAAAAAACCAAGCACUUUUUGCUGUGUAUCUGAAGCACAACAUUCUUUUCUUCAUAAGCAGUUUAAAAUAUGUAGCUUUUCUGAACUAUUUAGUUGACUCUUACUUUUUUCUUUCUAAAUGCAAAAGCAAUUAAAACUCCAAAGUGCAGACUAUAUAGAUCUAUACAAAUUAAUAGCAAGGGGGGGGAACUUAAUGGCCUAAAUUGCCAUAUGCUGAAGUCACUGUUUUUUCUAGUCUUGCAAGUUUUAUUAACUUUAACAUUCCAGCUAAGCAAGUAAUCACUAGAGAUCCAGAGAGAGAGGAUCCAUUUGACAGGGUAGUCUAAGGGGUAUAAGUGCAAAAUGCUUAUAUCUACAGAUGUGCUCAACUCCCAAGGAGAAAUGAUGGUAGUCUCCAUGCUUAGGGCACAGUCUACCAGGAACGUCUCUUGCAAACAAAUCCUGUUGAAAUGAAUGGGAGCCCCAGAACACAAUAGUACUCUUGCAAAGCUCCCAUUCUUUUCAAUGGAGCUUGUAGAAGAGAAUUUUCCAGUCGAUUGUGCCCCAAGUCAAAAGUAUAACUAAAAGUGCUCUUUUAACUGCUUCCUAGGGACUGCUGGUUGCAUUUUUUCCCUUCAAAACUGUUACUAGUGGGUCACAAUUCCACCCCCUUCCACUCGGUUCACAUUCAUCCCAUGUAUUAGGAGUGAACCCAGUUAUCAUGGAUCAAGCCCUGAGCAUGUUUAAAUGGCAUUAUCUUUUCUUCUUCUUUUUUUAAUUUGAGCUACAUUCGUAGAUGAUGUACAUAUUUUGAAAAUAUUUUGUUAAAAAUUAACAAAGAAUUAUGAUGGUCUUGGUUUUUCACAUUUAUGUUGUAUGUUUUUGAAGGAUUCUUAAACUGCACCUUCAUACAUACAUUUGGUUUAAUAAUCACAGUCCAAAGUAAUGAUGCUUUAGUACUAAGAAUUUUAAAGGUACUAUGUAAUAUUGCUAACCUUUUAAAGUGUACUAUUAGCCAUCUACAACCCAUUGACUGUAUAUUAUAUACUGUAAAAACUAAUUUAAUUUAGUGCCACGAAUAAAAUAAAUGCAAAAUUUAGAUGUCACCUUUGCCUCACUGUUGUCUGAGUGGGACUGGCAAAAGAUGUUGGAGGCAACAUUGCUUGUGGUGUCUUCAUUCAUCCCACUGUUAUCCCUGGAAAAAAGGUUUUGCAAGUUUUCAUAAUGAUGCAAAACCUGUUUGACCAGGAUGACUUUACAAAACACUCCUGUGAAUACAUAAGAGUUCCAUCACACCAGCGAUUUAUCGCAUACUCGCCAUGCCUGGUAUGCGGUUUUGCACAUGACAUCGUCCAUGCUUGCACUCAUUUUGCCUCUUCCCCUCCACGUUUUGUUUCUUUUUGGAGCGGGAAAAGCCUGGAUUAUUUUCCCUCCAUGCGAAAUAAAUGUGCUGCUCCCUCCCAUGUAUUGCUGUCAUUGUGUUCUAUCCAACGUUCUUUGUUGGGGGCGUGUGUGUCUAACAGUGGUCUCGCUAACAAAAGAGGAGGGAGGGGUGGUUCUCCACCCAACCGUGAAGGGGGAGGGAGAGAGGUCCCAUUUAAAUCUAUGUUCUUACUCCUGAGUAGGCAAGACCAGGGGUACAUUUUUCACCUUAAAAGAAAUGUGGAAAAUGCACCCUCCUUGCCUGCAGAUCGCUAUUUUAUUAACCUGGAGAUGCAGAGCUUUGCAUGAUCAAAGUAAAGGAAAAUUGAUCUAAUGCAAAGAGGUGGAAUUUCACACUGAUGGACUUUUGCACUGGUGGGCUUUCACAAAAAUGGGUUUAGGGGGGGGAAUUAAAAAAUCCCUAAAAAAAUCAAGGCAUGAACCAAUCUGAUUCAAAUUUGGCAUGGCUAAAGCCCUCCUUAAGAACUAUCACCAUUCCAGUUUGAUCUCUUUAUCUUUAAAACUUAUGCAGAUGUAAGCAUUUUGGUUACCUUGGAGCAAAGGAGGGGACCUGACUACCUUUACAAAAGAAAUUAGUUAAAAUGAUUGUUCAUCUGCCCACCCUUUGAAAUGAGCAAAACAAACCUUCGCUCCUCCUCCGCUAUAAACCUUUCCCAAGCCAAGGGGCCGCAACAGUCUCGGCCCAUGUGCUCUCUCCUGCUUCCUACAAAUGGCCUCCCUUCCUUGGAGUUUGUUUAAUAUGAUCUUAGGGGAAAGUAUAGUGAGUUGUUUUACUGUA